Closterium sp. NIES-65 is the source of this 1443-nucleotide messenger RNA. Lineage: Eukaryota; Viridiplantae; Streptophyta; Zygnematophyceae; Desmidiales; Closteriaceae. The record is from the annotation of a GenBank genome assembly.
AUGACACCGUCUUCUACGCCUCGUAAUAAGUCAUUUUCAGAGAAGCCUGAAAUGGCAUCCGCAGCUGCUAUUCCUUCCCCGCCGAGCCUCUACCGGUUUGGGCUAAACCGACACCAGCCUGCACAAAACGCAUUCACCAGGUUUCGAACUUCUGACCGGAGCUUCACUAUAGGCUGCCCAGCUGGAUCGUCGGCCAGAGCAGCAGAGGUUCCCGAGGCGGAGAGCGCGAACGUGCGAUUCGAUCCGAGCUUCGAUGGCAAACCAGCAGUGGCGGUCGGGACGGAGGAUCGACUGCGUACAGAUGGAAGUGAGGAGGGAGAGAGUGAGGGACGAAAAUCAGAGAAGAGCGAGAGUAGAGUGACAAGAGCAAGGGAAGUGGGGGGGAAGGAUGCGGGAGGCGGGUGGAAGCGUGGAGAGAGAGAAGGGUGCAAGGAUUCAGAGCAGGAGGAGGAGGCAGUUGCAGUAAUCGCUGGAGUGUUGAGAGAGAAAUUCGGGGAUCAGAUCGUGAGAGAGGAGGGGGAGGAGGAGGGGUGUACAAACGGAAUGAUUACGGACGAGGAGGAUGCUAAGGGACGACACGAAGCGGAAGAGUUGGGGGAUGGGGAUGAGGAAAGAGAGGGCGCAGAAGCUGAGGGCGAAGAGGGUGAGGAUUGGAACGAGGGGGAAGACGCAGAAGCAGAAGCAGAAGCAGAAGCAGAAGCAGAAGCAGAAGCAGAAGCGAGUGAGGAGGACGCACCACCCAACACAUCUCCUCCCACCCGCCCAUCUCCUCCACACUAUGGCCCUCGUCGGGUCGUAUCUCCCUCCUCCCUCCUCUCCCUCUACCGCUUCUUCUCCUCCCACCUCGGCAUCUCCUCCCCUUCCACUGUCGCUUCCCUCCUCGCCUCUCACCCUGCCCUCCUGCGUUCUGAUCCAGCCAAUGAUCUUCUGCCACGUGUCCACCUCCUCCAGUCAUAUGGCUUAUCCCGUGCCGACAUUUUGGAGCGGCGAAUCAGACCGCGACAUCUGGCACUGCUGAGCAAGGGGUAUGUGUUGGUACCACAUGAGGUAGCUCUACCAAAGAAUAGGGGAGAAAAAGGGGGGCACUUGGAGGGAGUUGGUAGCGGGAGGAGGGCAGAAGGAAAGGACGAGGAUAUGGCUUUUGAGUCGACUCAAAAGUCAACAGAAGGAAAGGACGAGGAUAUGGAAGUAGAAUAUGGGGAGGAUGAGGGUGGGAUGGAUGAGAUGAGGGUGGGGAAGGUUGAGUAUCACAGUGUACUGGAUUCUGUGCAAGACAGCUAUGCUGUGGUGGGGAGAGAAGGUACUGCUGGCCAGCGAGGCGUGAAUCGGCCGCAGGGAAGGGAGGCGGUUUGUUUGAUUCAGUUGCUUAAAGGCUCGGACAAGGAGUUUGAAAAGAGAUUCAAGGUAGAGCUUGCACCGUUCAUGCCGGAAACUCGUUCAUAG